Mya arenaria is the source of this 1462-nucleotide messenger RNA. RefSeq names its product neuromedin-U receptor 2-like. NCBI's taxonomy places the organism in Eukaryota, Metazoa, Mollusca, Bivalvia, Myida, Myidae. Gene Ontology annotation, cellular component: membrane. The transcript has a single exon. Gene Ontology annotation, biological process: neuropeptide signaling pathway. The coding region runs from base 209 to 1405 and encodes 398 amino acids. Gene Ontology annotation, molecular function: neuropeptide receptor activity. The record is from RefSeq and is a predicted model, not a curated record.
AGCACUGGAGUUAGUGUUGGCAACAUUUUAAUUAGAUACACAAUGGUAAUAAGUUAUAUCCAUCAUAAUUUAUGUACUUCGUUGCAGUAAAUGGGGCGUUAUUUGGCUUAGGCGAAUGCAUUCGAAGAAAAACAUCAAUCUCCAGUAAUUUGUUCAGAAACACAUAACUGAAAGAGCAAUAGCUGUUUGACAAGGACUGAAAGAAAACAUGAACAAUACCAUGGAUAAUCAGACAGAGAGCUUAGACGAAUUGAACGAUCGUUAUGCAAGAGCAUUACUUCCGCUUACAAUAGCGUUCGGUUUCUUUGCUGUUUUCGGAUUCCUGGGUAAUCUUAUAAUUCUACUCGUGUUCUUUUUCAGUCGGGAUUACAAGCGAAACAAUUUCAAAGUGUUCGUUCUGACUCUAGCUGUGAUAGAUCUUGUGAUAUGUGGAACUUUGAUACCGGCUGAGAUGGUAAAACAGAGGAAAUACUUUGAGUUUGGGGACGUGGUAACCUGCAAAGUGAAGUGCUUUUUCAACGUGUUUGGGGCAUCUUCCUCUUGUCUCGCCUUCUUGGUCAUCUCAAUAGAUAGGUUUAGAAAGGUGGUGCAGCCAUUCAAGAAGCAAAUGUCACCAGCUAAUGCAGUACGUGUUUUGAUAGCGGUUGCCUUUGUAUUUCCUAUACUUUUAGCUAUACCUGGGACUAUUAUGUGUGGAAUAAAAACAACAAAUAUGACAAAUAUACAUGGAGGAAACACCACCAUACAUCUAUGUGAAACAGAAAAAAAGUACGAGAAUUCCAUAUGGAGAACGGUCUACAAAUUUACAUUCAUCAUUUUACUGGUCGGAAUUUCAGUGACGUAUAUAGUGUUGUAUAUAUUUGUGAUGAGAGAAGCUGCUAAACAAAUGAAAUUUAUCUCAGUGCAGCGCAAGCAUUUAUCGCUUGAAACGGUGUUUACCACUGGAAUUUGCUAUCAAAACACUACAGUUAAUGAAACACCGGUGAGUACCAUAGUCAAAAGUGACAACACAGAAAGUAACAUGUUAGUACCCACUAUAAUAAACAACGAUUCAUUAUCAAAAGGCUCGCUGGAGAAUGGGGAUUUGAAGCAUAGGGAGAGCAUCGAAAAGAUCCACAGAAUAAAUGAUAGACCACAGAAAACAAAACAUUUUCCUACAAAGACCAUUAUUUGGUUUAUUUUAACUAUUGUGUUUAUUGUUACGUAUUUUACGCAUAAUGUAAUGACUUUGAACGUUGAAAAGAUUGUCAAUAUGUCACCAAGCGAAUUUACGUUGUUUUCGUUUUUCUUUCGUAUAUAUUUCUUAAAUCAUGUUUUUAAUCCACUUGUUUAUGCUAUAUUUGUCAAACAAUUCAGAAGUUCUUGUAGAAAUGUGAUCCCUUUGUUGUUAUCAAAACUGAGGUAAUAUGGUGUAAUUAAGAUUACAUAGCAUACCUCAAAUAAAUAUUAUAUUAAAAUGAAA